Messenger RNA from Adineta ricciae, 291 nucleotides. The record is from the annotation of a GenBank genome assembly. NCBI's taxonomy places the organism in Eukaryota, Metazoa, Rotifera, Eurotatoria, Adinetida, Adinetidae.
AUGUUAUCGAAGCUAAAUAAUAUUUUCUUAGUUUUUUUAAACAGUGUUCGAGCCAUUGGUAGUGCCGCUUUGAAUUUAUGUUUAGUUGCUGAAGGUAGUUGUGAUGCUUAUUUUGAAUAUGGACUUGACAUUUGGGAUUAUGCUGCUGGUGAUUUAAUUGCUCGAGAAGCAUGUACAUAUACCUGUGAUCCAUCAGGUGGUCCAUUAAAUCUUCAAGAUCAUCGUAUUUUAUGUACAGCUACGAAAAUACUUGCAGAACAAAGUUCUCCAUUAAUUAGUUAUAUUAAUUAA